AUGACCCGCUUGAUCGACUCUGCCGUUAUUGACAAGCUACGCGCUUCAGCAUCUCAAGGCCAACAUGUCCAUGUCAUUCAGGAGACCUUCGCCAUUGGCAACGAAUUACAGAAUCUUCAACUCCAUCUACUCGACUUGCGAGCACGAUCGUAUGUCGCUUGUGCACAAUUUGUCAAAGCCUUGGAGACGGCAACAACAAUGCAGCAAAUCAAUCCAGCAUCAGCACUCGGUUAUUUAUGUCAAGGAUACAUCCACAUGGAGCAAGGACGAUUCAUUGCAGCAUCCUAUGUGUACGACAGAGCACUCGAGCAUGUCGAUAAGCGUGAUCCAUUGUAUGAGACCAUUCAGACAAACCAGGCCGAAGCCAUGCAACAAUGUGAAAAGCGCAGAGAUUUCAUAUGCGACCUUCCUAUGGAGAUCAGUGCUCGUAUUAUCCACUAUAUUCUGGUUCAUGAGGAAUUCCACCAGCAACGCAAAUACGUCAUGGUUUCGUCGGCUUGGUGGCACCGUAUCAUGGCAUCCAAUCAGCUUCAAUACACCAUAAAAGCACAUCGUCCUUUGGAUGAACGCAAUGAUAUGGUGAUUCAAUCAUUCAGUUAUACGGCAUCGCUGAUACUCCAGUUAUGCGAACAACCAUUGGGUCCCUUCUUUAAGAAGUAUCGUUUUACGAACUUGACAGCAUUUUCAAUAUAUGCUUCAACACCGGAUACCCUUGUUCAAAGCAUACCCGCGUUAUCGUGUAUCGGCACACAAUUAGCCAAGCUCGUACUUUCAUGUAAGGGAUUGCGCCUCUAUCCACAGACGAACGCGUCUACAACACAAUUACGACAUAUAUUGGCAAUCUGCCCCAAUCUUGAAUCAUUGUUUUGCGAAGCAGCGAUCGACAUUGCAUCCAUCAAGGAGGUUUAUCCAAAACUAAAAGAGCUUCAGCUGUGUGCUGUGAGAGGAACGGUGGAUCGAGAGCACAUGAUGAUGAUUCGAGAACACCUGCCUGGUUUGAAGAUAUUGGAUAUGGCAAUCACGAAGAGCUCAAGACCAUUGUUUGUGGAUGAUACUUGGUUACCAUGCAUUCGUCAUUUGGCAUAUGGCGAACGAAUCAACAUGGAUCACCAAAGAUUCCAGGACCUGAAGCUUUAUGGACAACAAGGAUUGGCGUCUCUUUGCAUUACCCAUACCAUGAAUCACUUUCCACUCGAUGAUAUUGUACCCACCAUUAUUCAUCAUCAUGCGACAUUGCAAUUCCUGGAAUUCAACACCUUAUUGAGCACAAACGACACAAAAAAGAUGUUGAAUGCCAUGAACAAAGAGAGCCAUAUUCAAUUCACGCAACUGAAAACAUUACAUGCGUAUACCAGCUUCACCGCAUCUGAAAUGGAUACGCUACGAGCGUUUUCCACGUUCAUCAGCUGGGUCAUUGAGCGUGCUCCUUGCUUGCACACGGUGGCAUUAAAGGGCUACACAAUGAAUCGAUCCUCUUUGGAAGCCUUGGCAAAACGUAUGCACCUACGCCAUGUGGAUUUCGAAGUUCACGACAACCAACGACCUGCCGGUUAUGAUACACUUGUGGCCGGAUUCCUGAGAGACCAUGUGAAUCAUGCAUUUGAUAGAGAAGGAUCACAUUUGGAGUCUAUCAACGUAAAGCUCUAUGAAGCACAGCCCAUGUUAAUCAACGCCAUACGAGAACUGAAACAUUUGCGUUCUUUCUAUUUAACCGCUACGGAUCUUGAAUCAGAGCCAUUUACACAACUAUUUACGUCAUUACGCCAAGGAUGCCAAGGGCUCACGAAGCUGUCUAUCAACAUCAAUGGUGCCAUACCCAACCCCAUUCUCUACCAAGUUAGCGGUUUAUCCAAUCUUGAGAGCCUUACCAUGACAGGAGAUCUUCAGGACGCUGACGCCGGUGUUUUAAGUCUACAACGUUGCCGUCACCUCGAACGCAUUAUUCACCAUAGACCAAUUCACGUAGAAAUUAGAUCCAUGCUUCAGGAUAGUAAUCCACGUUUACACAUAAUGUAUCCCCUCAAGCGAACGUAG
Lichtheimia ornata is the source of this 2034-nucleotide messenger RNA. RefSeq lists its product as uncharacterized. Gene Ontology annotation, molecular function: protein binding. The record is from RefSeq and is a predicted model, not a curated record. NCBI's taxonomy places the organism in Eukaryota, Fungi, Mucoromycota, Mucoromycetes, Mucorales, Lichtheimiaceae. The transcript has 2 exons. Bases 1 to 2034 code for a protein of 677 amino acids.